Messenger RNA from Gastrolobium bilobum, 1113 nucleotides. Its product is annotated as enoyl-CoA hydratase 2, peroxisomal. The coding region runs from base 49 to 975 and encodes 308 amino acids. Lineage: Eukaryota; Viridiplantae; Streptophyta; Magnoliopsida; Fabales; Fabaceae. The record is from RefSeq and is a predicted model, not a curated record. Gene Ontology annotation, cellular component: peroxisome. The transcript has 11 exons.
GUGUCUUAAUUUGCGUUAUCUUUGGCAAACUCGACCAUUCCAGGCUUCAUGGCGGCAACACCAGAGUUCGAUCCUGCGCUUGCGCUUCUUCACAAGUUCCCCGAUACCACAUACUCUUAUACCGAAAGAGAUGCUGCACUUUAUGCCUUAAGCAUAGGGGCAUGUGCAUCGGAUGCUGCGGAUGCCGAUGAGCUUAAAUAUGUUUACCAUGAAAAUGGUCAGAAGUUUAUCAAGGUGUUGCCUACGUUUGCUUCUCUACUUCCACUUUUAUCUAUGCCAAAUGGUUUUAAUCUCCCGGGCUUGCAAUAUGAUCCACGCCUUCUGCUGCAUGGGCAGCAAUACAUAGAGUUGUACAAACCUUUUCCUUCCAGCUGUCAUAUUCACAAUAAAGUCAGUCUUGCAGGAUUACAUGAUAAAGGUAAAGCAGCAAUUUUAGAGUUUGAAACAAAGAGUUAUGACAAAGAAUCUGGUGAUCUAUUAUGCAUGAACAGGACGACCGUGUAUCUACGUGGUGCUGGUGGCUUCUCAAAGUCAUCUCAUCCAUUUUCUUACUCAAACUAUCCUUUGAACCGGAUUUCAGCUGUGAAAAUUCCUGAAAGUAAACCUUUUUCAGUGUUUGAGGAUCAUACCCAACCAUCUCAGGCAUUGCUCUAUAGGCUAUCAGGUGACUACAAUCCUCUGCAUUCAGAUCCCAUGGUUGCAAAGAUUGCUGGAUUUUCACAGCCAAUAUUGCACGGGCUGUGCACGUUUGGAUUUGCCGUUAGGGCAAUCAUCAAAUGCAUAUGCAGAGGAGAUCCAGACAUAAUAAAGAGCAUAGCAGGCCGUUUUCUUCUACAUGUCUACCCUGGUGAAACUCUAGUGACUGAGAUGUGGCUUGAAGGCUCGAGGGUUAUAUAUAGGACUAAGGUGAAGGAGCGAAAACAGGCAGUCCUUACUGGCCACGUUGAUCUGCGUGGUUUGACUUCGUCACUGUGAAGGAGCUCAAUUGCAUCUAGCGCUCGAUAAUAUUUGCGAAGGGUUUGCUAUUAAGUAUUAAGUUAAUUAUGUAUUCAAUAUGGCUUAAAUGCACUGGCUGUAAUCAAAUGUUUGAUAAAUAUUUAAAGUUUAAAAAAU